Messenger RNA from Nylanderia fulva, 16063 nucleotides. The record is from RefSeq and is a predicted model, not a curated record. NCBI's taxonomy places the organism in Eukaryota, Metazoa, Arthropoda, Insecta, Hymenoptera, Formicidae.
AAAUGAGAUGGAAAUAUCUAAUCAGUCGCAAUCGAGAAAUAUUGUCACUGAAAGUCAAGAAACUAAAAAUAUAGAAGACCAAUCAAUAAAAGAAACACAAUUAAUUGAAGAUAUAAAUAUACAAGAGAACAAAUAUAAAAACGGAAAAGAAUUUUUAGUUACAGAGCAAAGUAACACUACAAAAUCUAAGAAAAAAUCAAAAAAUAAAAAAGCAAAAGUCAUUACUGAGCAAUUGAUUGGAAAUGUUUCCGAUGUAAGCAAAAAAGAGAUACCAAUUGGAGAGUUGGAAGAGAAAAGGGAAUUACUAGCGGAGCCAAAAUUAGAUCAUGAAGUAAAAAUAAAACUCGAGGAAGCCACUACUAAAGAUAUAACACAUAAUAAGUCUACGAAUAAAAAAAUUCCAGCAGAGGAGAAUAAACAAGAAGAUAUUAAGCAGCAAACUACUGAUGAAACUACAGAACAAAAAGCAUUGAGCAGAACGUAAUUGAUGAAUCAAAGAAUACAAAAAUGUGUGAAGAAUCAUACAUAAAACAAGUAGAGGAAGACAGAAAGGAACCAAAAGAAAUUUCUAAAUUUACAAAAACGGAGAAACGAAAACAGAAGAAAAAAACAAAAGCUAUAGUACAAAGUGAAGAAGAUGAGAAAAAAGAAGUUGAAAUAGAAAAAGAUGUUGCCCAAGACAAAUUCAUCGAUUCGUUUAGCAACACAAACAUUAUUGAAGAUACUACAGUUGAAAAGACGGUUGAAAUUACAGAAGAAAUUGCAAAUAUUACACCAUUAAAAGAUAAAAUAGAUGUUGCAAUUGUAAAGGAAAGUGAUGAAUCGUUAACUGAUAUACAAACUGCACAAAUAGAAACAACUGAAAAAUCUUUAGAAAAAUCCGAAGCUGUAAUCAAAAUAUAACAUUACUUUUGCAAAUAAAUCCCAUAAAAGAUAAAGAAAAACAGAAAAGUAAAACUAAAUCUAAAAAGAGAAACGGAAAAAUAAAUCUCAAGAGACAUUUAUGGCUGAUUCUACGGAAAAUGAAACAUUAUCUAUUGCAGAAAACACUACUGAGAUUACAAACAUCUCUAAAGAUAUAAGUGAUACACAGGUUGAGGAAGAUGUCAAAAAUAAAAAUUAGAUAAUGAACCAACUGAAAUUUUACAAUCUUCAAAAGACACAGUUGAGUUACUUGCAUCUUCUAUAAAAAAGGAAAUAGUUGAAAUUCCACUAUCAUCCGAAAAGAGAGAUGAACAAAAAUCCUUGAAUGACGCUGAAAUCGAAGAUAAACAAGAGUCUAAGGAACAAGAAAAUUUAUUAAAAUGUUCAAUGGAAGACAUUACUAGUAUUAUAAAUGAAAAUGUAUCGACUACCAGCAAAUUGAUUGAUGUAACUACAAAAGAGACAGAAUCAAAUUUUGAUAAUUCAACGGAAAAGGAAAAAAGUGUUUCAACUGAGACGAAAUUUAAAGAAAACCUUGAAACGUCUAAUGAGGAAACAAAAGAAGAAAUCAAUCAUAAACAGAACACAUAUGAAGAACACAUGAAAACAUUAGAAACAAAUAAUGCUGCAGAACUACCUGUAGAUUCGGAAAAGAUAAAACCAAUCACGGAGAAUGAACAAAUUAUACAUCAAAAAGAAAAGCUCGUUGAACCCGAGGACGCCACAUCCGAUUAUGACAUCACUUUGACAAUGGUUGAUACAAAACAACAAACUGAAUUGCCUGAAAUAGAAAAACCCCAUUCCAAACCUGAUGAUGACACUUUGGAAUUGUACGAUAUUACGAUAGUUGACAGUGAUCAAAUAAAAUCAAUAACAGACAAUAUUGAAGCAGAUAAACCCGAUGAAAUUGAAGUAGAUAGGUCCAAUCAACAAGAGAACUUUGAUGUUUCGAUCGAGCCCGUCAAACCACCCAAAGUACAAUUCUACAUAGCGGAUGAGAUUUUAGUUUUAAAUUCUGAUCGACGGAGAAACGUUCCAUCGACAUCUAUUCCGCAGGAACAACCCACCACCCAAUCCAAGCUACACAAUUCACAAUACCUUUCCAUUGACCAUGGUUUUUGGCUUGACAAACGAUCUUAUCAUGAAGCUGAACGCGAUCACUUCGAGAACUUAGCUAUUUGCGCAAAGAAAAGAAUCUCGCGCGGUAACGAACCAAAUUCCGACGAUCGUAAUCGUCCCAGAGAUCACGAUGACGAUGGCGACGGCGACAAUUCGGGCGGUAGAUCACAGCGCCCUCAUAGCGACUCGCGUUUGUUCUUCGGCGGACCCCAAACGGAGCGUAUGAUAGCCGAUCUGCCGGGUGGCAUAUGUAGCUGGAGAGACUAUAGCACUUACUUAUCGAAUGAGAGCGAGCGAACGCCGGAUCAUAGCUUGUCACUUGGGACAGUCGACAAUCAAACGGUUGAGUCAGACUCCUUAUUGGAUUAUUCCAAAUUACCAAAUGAUGACGUUCGGUUAUCCCCUGAUCGCCAUUUAACAUCUCCCUUCUCUCAGGAUCCAACAAAAUCUCUGGUAGACCUAGUUUCCGAAGUAAAUCCCGAGUAUUCCGCUGUAUCUUUUUCUAAUAGUUCCCAAAGUUCCGAUCCUAGCAUUCGCAUCCAAUCGUCGGCCUUUGCCCAUCUUCGUCCACGAUCCAAAUUGCAUUUAGGUAAAGAGACGUGGCAAGAUCCCGUGCAGCGGUGCAAUUCAGACGAGGAAGCGGAGACAGAAACGAUUGCCGAAGAAAACAAGAUUGAAAACAGGAUACGCAGGAUCCAGGAUACUGUUGAGGAAGGCCUCGUUUCUCUGCAAACCAGACUUACGAGUUUCGAAGAAACAAUGAAUUACUUGCCUAUGGACAACAUAGAAUCCAUGCUGUCAUCUCUCAUGACUAUGUUGACGGAGCUACGCACCUAUGACGAGCAGAUUACACAGCUUCAAAGGAGAUUAAAUGAGAUUCCUGCCGAUAUUGAGUCUCAAAGGCUUUCGAUAGCUUUGACGGAAAUUCACACCCGUGUAACUUCCCUUCUCAACGAAGCAGGACAAGGACGGGUCGCUGUCGAACAGGCGCGAGUAGAGCGAGAAAGACGCGGCCAAAAGAUUCAAACUUACAAAUUAUUCCUCGAAGAAACAGAGACUUGGCUAAGAAACGUCGUAUCGAAAAUCGACGAACAGCAUUCGCUUAACACCAACAAGAUUUUACAGGAAGAAUUGAGGAAUCGCGCGAAUCGUGUCUCUGAAUACGAGUCAUUACCGGAAGUGAGCGCGCUGGCGAUAGGGCUGAGGAAAGCCCUCGUGAAUGCGAUUAAUCAGCUCGCACAAAAGCAGCAGGAAAUCUGCGAUGAACAAGCUCAAGCUGAUGAUGAAUCAGAGAAAGAUAAUGCUACUUUGGAUGAAGCACCCUCAAUUAAUUCCUCCAUCGAAGGCGGUCCGCCAUCUUUGGCUGAUGUUUCGUUACAAACGGGUCAAAGUUUACUAAUCGACGACGUUGUGGAGAAGAAAGCCCAAUUCACAAAACAAACAUCUACAACGGAAAUUCCAUCGACUACGUGUCAGUCUCUUACGACGCAGACAACCGAGGUUUUAUUACCGAGCGAGGGCGCUCAAACUCAAGAGGCUAUAAAGAUCCUAAAGACCACGAAAGGCGAUCACGAUGUAAUCGAGAUAGCGACCAAAUACCUGCCACCUAAUCUCACCCAAGAGUUGGUGCAUCAGGAACAAUCUAUUUCUUUGCCCAAUGAAGACAUCGUCGUCAACAUGAAGUAUCAGGACGCGAAGAAAACCGACAGUGCCACCAGCGAACUGAACAUCGUCCAUGUUGCGCCGCAGUCUUUUGAGACGAUCCUAGUCGAACCGGAUGAUAUUACUACCGAGGUAGUUGUCGAUGCCGACGGCACCAAAAGAAUCAUCGUGAAAAAAUUGCGACGUACUACCACGGUCAAUAAACAAACUACCCAGCAACACAUGUCCACGUUGUCGACGGCACUCGGAGACGCGCCGCUGAUGAUGCAAGCUUACUCGGAGGCUGCGAUGAGAGAUCAGCAAAUCACCGUGACCAAGACAAGACCAGAUGGUACCAUAGAGACUAUGACGAGACAGAUUUACGGCGGCAAAGUCACCACAGGCGCCUCCGCCGAAAGUAUCAAUGUGGAAGAAUACGAAUCCGAACCUCGGUACACGCACAUGGUGACACAGGGCCAGAUAGGAGAUAUCAGUUGCCGACCGAUCGAAGAGGAAAUACUGACGGAGGGUGGUGAAUAUCAAACAAGGACUUCCAGUGUUCACGCCAUGGUACAGCAAGUCACUAAGCGAAUCAUUAAAAAGACGCACAGAAUUAUCCGGAAAGUUACUAUUAUAGAUGGCAAGGAAACUACUAUCGACGAAGUGAUCGAAGAGCCUGAAGAGAUAGAGAUAAACGAACAGGAUAUACCGCACAUCAGUAUCAAUGUGGUUAAAAGCGAGGAUCAGAAAACUAUACUCCCGGCGAGAGAAACAUUCGAAAUACAACAGCAAAAAGCAACAGGAUCAGAGGUCCCAAUAGAGCGUACUCCUGAGAGUUCGAUGCAAGGACCAUUUUUUGGACCGUUUGCUAAGGAUAUAGCGAGUCAAGCUAAAACAAAAGAAAAAAUCGCAGAGAAACCGACCACGGAAAAAAGUGAUGGCAUCGUGGAAAUUGACACAUUGAACAUUGUAGAUAAAAAUAUAUCGUCAGAAGAACCUUUAAUGACAGAUUCUAAGACAAAGUUAGCAGAUUCCGAACAAAUUGCAAUGCUCUCUCCUCCAGGAGAACAUGUAUCAGAAUUGGAAAAUUUUAUUAAUGUUCCAGAUGAUGAAAACGUUUCUACUGUACAACGUGAUGAAGAUAUAAUACCAAAAGAAAUUGAAACACAAGUGAUGAAAGAAUGCGAACAUUUCUUGACUGAGGUAAAUGACAUAAAUACACUCGUUAUUGAUAAUCAAGCGCUAAUUGAUGCUGAACGAUCUGCCGUUUUGCAGACUCCUGUCGAAGAAAUCCCUGUUUCACAGACAGUACAACCGGAAUCUCUAAAAUCGCCAUUAGAGCCGACCGUAACAGAUGACGAAUCGGUGGUCCCCAAGACUACUUGUAAGUCUGACGAUGCACCAAUAAAAUUCGAAACACCCAAUAUCGAGCUAGAAAACGGCACGGUAGAAGUAGAAAUGCACCACGAUGUUAGCAGCACUGUAGAAACUGAUACAAAUGUCGAUAUAUUGAAUGUCAUUGUGUUAGAAGAGAAAGACGAAAAGGAAGGAAUAUUACAGAAAGACGAAUCACCCAAAAGUAAAAAAGAAGAUAUAAUCUUAACAUCACUUCAACAAUCGGAGCCACAAAAUGGAUCGAUCAUUCUAUCGAGUGAAUUGGAUAUUGUUAAAUCUAACGAAUAUACAGAAAUAUCAAAAGAUAUCGAGACACCACUAAAAGAACAAGAAAUAUCAGAAGAAAAAGAAGAAGAUAAUCAAAAAGAUGUCGAGACACCACUUAAAGAACAAGAAAUAUCAGAAGAAAAAGAAGAAGAUAAUCUAAAAGAUGUCGAGGCACCACUUAAAGAACAAGAAAUAUCAGAAGAAAAAGAAGAAAAUAAUCUAAAAGUUAUGGAGACAUCACUUAAAGAACAAGAAAUAUCAGAAGAAAAAGAAGAUAAUCUAAAAGAUGAAGCACUCAAGCCAGAAUACAAACCGGGAUUCCAUAAGAUUGAAAUAUCUUUAUCUGUGAGUAAAGAAGAUGAAGAAGUGGAACCAUUGGUGUCCAUCAAAACCCAAGCAGAACAGUCCGAGAUUGCUCCGUACAGCAUAGUCAAAGAGAAUGUAGACAUUAGUCUUCCGACAGAUAAAAGAACGACAGAAGUAAUAUACGAUAAGAUUGUACAAACUAGCGCUUUUCUUACAGCUGAAAAGGGAACGGAAACUAUACAACAAAUAGUUACGGCAGACAAAUUUGUCGAUGUUUACAUUGAAUCCCCAGAGCAAAGCAAAUCAGACACGACGAGUGAUGAAAAUAGAAAACAGCAAUAUUACAAAGAAAAGUCAGAGUCCUCAGAAAAACCUGUAGAAGAAGAAUCCAGCACUUCUAUCGCUACAUCGAUUGCUGAAUCUGUGGAGAUUAAUGUUCCAUCAUCUAAUUCGUCUAAACAUGUUAGUGAACAGCCGCAACCGGAUGUUGCAGAAAUUAUCAAAUCUAUUACUGAAUCGUCUUUAAGCUUAGAUGAAUGUUAUGUGGCCGAAGAAAAUGGCUAUCAACCAGAUGAUAAUGACGUAUUGUCGAUUACAUCGAAAGAUGAUCAUGGCAUAAAAAGAAAGAGAAAAAAGAAGAAAAAGCAAAAGAUUCGAUUAAUUCAAGAUGAAGAUCUAACUCAAGUGCCUAAAACCAGUAGUGAUGAUGCAACAUUUACAGAUGAUAGAUUUUCUUUAGAUAGUCCUAAAUUUGAAAGAGAAGAUAACAUAAAAGAAGACAAUGUAAUAAAAGAGGAUAAUAAAGCAAUAGAAAGAGAUGAUUUAGAAAAUAUAAUAAAGCAAGAGGAUCAAGCAAAAGAAAUUAACGUUGAAGAAACAUUAGAAAAAGAAAGUAUUAUUGAAUAUAAAAUUGAGUUAGAUGACGCAAACACUCAAACGACUAUAGAAACAUGCGAUGUUUCGACUUCACUUACUCCAAAGAUAGAAAAGGAAAGCUCCUCCAUGUCUAUGCAAACAUCUCCUGAACCACUACCAUUAACUUUAGAAGAAGAGAUUCAAACAGAUAAAACUGAAGAGAUUCAUAAUGAAACGCAAAGUUUAGAACCCACACUUGAUCUUAUCGCGCAGAAUAUCGUGGAAGAAGCUCCGGAAGUCGAAGAUUUGGGCAUACAAACUAUGACACCCGAAACUACGCCGAUGGAAGAGUUUGCUAUUCAAACUAGUCCAAUCGACGAUGUCCCUAUAAUCGAAACGGAAGAUUCUCAAGCACAAACAAUUGGAAUUGAUGUUUUGUCUACAGAAAUGCAGACUUUACCUGUUGAAGUAGCUUCAAUGAUAACAGAUGAAACUCAGACAAUAAUAAAUACUGCGAUGGAAGUCGAGCAACAAACUACUCCACCACCAAUGGCAGAGAAAGUCAUUCUACAAGAAAGUGGCAUUCAAACAUUAUCUCCAAAAGUACCCGAAUCUUUAGAAAAAGAUGUACAAACAAGUGUCUCGGCUAGUCCGGAACAACCAGAGGUUUUGCAUACAGAUACUCAAACAAUCGCAAUGCUUGAAGCGCCUACUGAAACAAUUGAAACACAAACAACACCCGAAGAAAGUCCUCGAGAGCCGCAAGAAACCGAAAUACAAAUCAAAUCAAUCAAAGAUACUACAAUGCAAACGAGUCCAACCGUUGUCAGUCCAGAACCUGUACAAGUAUGCGAAGAAUCUAUUCAAACCAUCAUCGAAGAAACAAAGCAGGAAGAAUCACAGACUAGUUUACCAGAGGAAAGUCAAACCUUCGAUAGUUCGGUGCAAAUAGAAACAGAAGACCUGAUACCACAAAUCGAAAAGAGUGUACAAAAUAUUCCUGACGUGUGUGAAAUUAGCGCACAAACUUCAUUGGAGAAAGAGAGUCAACCGACCGAGAUGACAUCAAUAUCUCAACAAACAACAUCAAUUCCAACUCAUACCGUUGAGAUAUCUACGGAAGAUUUUAAAAUAGAAACAGCUGAAAAAGAAAAUGCGAAUGAAGCGCCCAUUUUAGAGGAAGCAAUCAAUUUAAAAAAAGAAAAGAAGAAGAAAUAAAAAGAAAUAAUAGAAACUUCAGCAGCACCUGAUGUACAAGUACGAAAAAUAGAAGAGAUAAAAGAGGUAGAAGUUGUGAGUGACAAGCUUUUUACAACGGUUCCAGAAAUUGUCGAGCAGAGAAAAACAUCUGUCGAAAAAGAAAUAUAUCAACUUUCUGAAAUACCUAUUGUAGAAGAUAAUUUAAAAUCAUUAGAUAUUAGCGCGAAAACGGAAGAGGCUACGAUAUCGGAAAGGGACACUACUCCGGAUACAUCAUUUGAAAUUCACGUUCACACGACCAUAGAACUAUCUGCCAGUGACACGCUCGAUAGUGCUACAUCUGCUAGCAAAGAAACGUCUGAUAGUUCGCAGGACACAACAAUUACCGAAGAUCUCAACAACGAAGCGGAUAUUGAAGAUCACAAUAGCAAGACAAUAAAACGACAAAGAAGGAAGAGAAAGCACAAAACCAUAAAGCUCAAUCUGUCUAAAGACAAAUCAGAGUUUGAAUCCAUAUCUGAGCAACCAAUGCAAACCCAAGAUACUACCUUGAAAUCGUCUUCAUCAGAUCAGAUCGAAUUAGAUCGAAUGAAAUUAGAGGAUAUUGCAUCGAAAACUAUAAUAGAAAGUACGACUCAAUAUGCUGAAGAAGAUAAUCAGGACAUACCAGAUAUUUCAACUACUUUGAAUCAAUUUAUGAUCGAUUCAAAUUACCAAAUUCCAGAAACAACAGCAAUACCGGAAGUAGUGCAAACACCAUCAGACCACGAAAAAUCGUCUACAAUUAUAUCUACACAGUCGUCUCCUGAACCAAUGGAUACCACUGAAGAGCCAGAAAUCGAGCAAACUAUUUUCAGUAAAGAAUACAUUAAAUCAGAGUUUCAAACAGAGCCUACAACAUCGCCUGCAACUUUCCUUCUAGAAAAAUCUUUAGAAUAUGAUAUCAAGUCACAAUAUCAAAGAAUACCACAAGCGAUGCAAGCUGCUAAGAUAAUAACUGAUCGAGUGAAGACUCUACAGAACACAAACGAGUCAAGUUACCUAGGUAAUAUUUUACACAUUGCACAUCUCGAAGAAGUCACCACGGAGAAACUCGUGGAAGAACGCUCGUCGGAUGUUCGCAAAGAAUUGGCGCAGCUAAGAAAUGCUGUUGAAGAGAACGACGUGAUAACCAUCGAAGAAUCCUUUGUCACCAUCGUCGAAACAAUCUCAACUUGGCUGGAAACAAUCGAGUACCGAAUCUUUCUGAACAAAGAAUGUCCGACUGGACCCUCUCACGAUGAUGCUAAAAUGUUCAUCGAAUUAAAAGACGAGAUGAAUCAUGUCAAGGAAAAUGUUUGCGAGCUCGAUGACAUUUGGAAGCAACUAGAGCCGAGCUAUCCGGAACAAGAACAGGAAAGAUUACAAAAAUGUAUGAACGCUCUUGAGCACCAAAUAGAGAUUAUCGAGCAUUUUACAACUAAUGGAGAGGAACAUGCUAGCAGACAACUCGCAAGAUGGGACGAAUUUCUGAACGGCCUGAACAAUGUGUAUAGACUAAUCGACGAGCAACGUAAACAACUGGAUAACAUAAUUGAAAGUGAAUGUUCCACACGCUGGAAAUUACAGGAACUCGAUAAAUUGGAAAACAUAAAUCGCUGCCACAUGUCGAAAACUAGUAAACUUCUCAAUAUCACUUACGAAUUAUUGCGCGAUUAUCCAGGCAAAGUUAUACCCGACGAAACUUACGCCGCACACGAAAUGACGAAGAUCAUCGAACAUAGUGUGUAUGUCGAACGAGAGCGUCUUCUCCAAUUGCUUGUUUUAGCUGAAGAAUAUGAGCAAACGCUUCAGGAAUUCGCGCAAAUCACCGACAUUGCUGAAAAUCUACUAGCCAGUCCGAUAUCAGUAACGAAUCUGGAAUACCUUCAAGAGGAGAUGCAGAAACACAGAAAGUUCUUCGUCAACUUGAAUCACUGUCGCGCAAUCCUCGAAUCGUUGGAAGGCAAUCUUGACCCUGAAACUAGAGCCAAACACUCCGGUCUGCACGAAGAGCUUCAUGAUAAAGCGACAGCAUUGCUCGAUCAAGCAGCUUCAAGAGCGCAACAAAUGGCAUUGGCCGCGUCACGAUGGAUGUUAUUAGAGCAAAGUGUGAAAGAAGAGAGAGGAUGGCUCCAAGUUGCGCAUCAACGGGUUCCUGAUCUUCAAACAGUCACCUCGACCGACUACGAUCAAUACAUCUCUUUAUAUCAAUCUCUAUCAUCAGACGUAGCAACCCAUCGUGCACGAUUAAUUCAAUUAUUUGAGGUGGCCUGUAGUCUUCGCGACCUUAUUAACAUCGAGGAUCCCGAAAAUCGUUACGGUGAAAUCUUGGACGUAAUUGUAAAACUGCAAGACAACAUUGAAUCCUCCUUGAGAAGAUUGCUGGCCUUCAGAGAGAGUUGGAAUAACCAAGAAACAUUAAUGAGCCGUGUGGAACAGUGGAUGACAAUGGCUGAGAAGGAGCUCGCCAGAUUACGUCAUCUAUCAGGAAGUUCCAUACGUCAGUUCUGGGAAUUAAAGGCACAAUACGAGGUUCACAACAACAUGCGUAAUGAAGCAGACAAUUGCUUCGAGCAAGCUUUACAAAUUAUACCUUUGUCAGACGAAAUAUUACAACGACAAUUUUAUUACGAAUUGCAAGAUCGUUGGAACGAGAUUAGCAACAAGAUCAACGAGAUUCAAAUAGAUGUUACUCGCAGCAUUUCCUCAGAGGAGAUUUCCUCGAACGAGAAACUGAAGCUAUUUGAAAAGGAGUUAAACGAAUUACGAAUAACUAUUAAUAGCUUUUAUGGAGUAUUGAAGACGAAAGAGGAACUCGAUUUAUACAUCGAGAGACUCACAGUGCUUUUCGACAGAAUUUCUUUCAUUCAGGACGAGAUAGGUCGAUUGGGUCUCUUACCGCAGUCUUUCACAGCAACGGAAAGCGAAAGAGUCGGAGUUUUGUUAUCAUCGGCUCGUUGUAUAGAGGGGCAAAUAGGCGAAGAGCUGGAUUCGGCGCAACUGCUCAGAGAAAAGAUUCAGCUUCUCCAACGCGGACUGGGUCGCUUCAGGAAGGCCUAUAAAAGAUUGUCGACGACGCUGGAUCAGUGCGAGAACAGCGAAAAACAGGAAAGCGACCUGGUGGCCGCGGCUGUGAAUCAUUGUCAAUCAGUCGCAGAUGAGUUGGCGAUUCUCUGGCAAGAUCUAAUGGCGUUAAGACAAAUGUUGCAUAAUUUGCCAACUGGCAUGAGAGUAACAGUAUCGCCGGUGGGCAUCGAGAGAGACCUGUCUAAUAUACAGGAUGUGCACACCGAACUCGAGUCGAGAUGCUCGCGUUUACUUUCAUUGUUGACGAACAGACUCGAAUUGUGGCGACGAUUCGAAAGGCAGUUGGAAGCGGUGCAGCAAUCUGUUCAAGAAGCCGAUUACAUGAUGGAGCUAUUAACCGUCCAAGGCUCUGUCGAUUAUGAUAGACUGCUAAAGGCUACCGAACGACUCGAGGGUCUGAACGGCGAUUUGGGCGCACGAGAAAUUCUCGUCGGCGAAUUACGUGCCGCUGCCGAACCUCUGCGGGAGAGCUGCGCCGUAGAAGUCCGCGAGAGAGUCGACGCCAUAGUAAAUGAAGCCGUGCAAGCCUGGGAGGACACGAGGGCCGAAUUGAGCGCCCUUUGCACCCGAUACCAGCACGCCUGCAGACUCUGGCAGCAGUACAGGGACUCCAGCGCCGCGGUGAAGGCCUGGGUAGACACACAAAUGAACAGUGUGAUAAACUUGCCACCGGAGGAGGCAGUCAAGCAGGUCAAGAUUUGCGAGGAGACACUGGCGGAACAUAAGGAGAGACUGGCGGAAUUGCGCGGUCUAGUAGCACAAAUUGCAUCGGACGUAGGUCUAAAUGCCGAUGGACCCCUGCACUGCGAAGUCGAGGCGCUCGGUCAACGACUCGAGGAUGUUCGGGAAACUUUGUCGACUCUCGCGGAUACGGUAGACGCUCAUGUUCUCAAUCAGGAACUUGCCCGUGGUGAUUUAUGUCAGACAAAAAAUUUUCUAGACUCGGUCCAACAGAAUCUAAUGACGGUGGGUCAAGGCGAAUCUAGCGAGCAGCUUACAGUGUUGCGAAACCAUCUUCUCGCAUUGACUCGAACCGAACCGCAACUUCAAUUCAUCAAGGACCGCGCAUUAGAUAUGUCUGUGCAAGAACCAUCAGUGGUCGAGGUAAUCCGAUUAUGGCAGCGUGUGUUCCAAGAAACGUUUCAACAGUACCACCGUUUGUCGACCCGACUGAUCCGCUCGCAAGACGUGAUUGCCGCGCUGAAACUCUGGGAGGAAUAUCUGACACAUGUGCAGGACUUUCUGUCUACCGGCGUGCCGAGUGACUACAACGGCCUGUCGGAGCAUCGGAAUCUCUGUGAAAUCCAUCGAAAACUUCUACCCGAACAGCAAAAUCUCAUAUUAACCGUACGACAGGAGGAAGAGCACGACAGAUCAGUCGCCGAACAGUUCAACGCCUUAACGAGUCUACACAACGAGACGCUGGCGAGGAUAUUAGAACGACACGCUGCGGUGCGAGACAGAAUAUCGGCCUGGGACAAGUACAGACUGGAUCAAAGUAAGCUGCUAACGUGGCUGAAGGAGGUCGAGAGAGAACGGCAACGUAUGCACCUGCAAUUCAUUAACCUGAGACGGCUUGACAAGAUUCUACAGCGAAUUCAGGCGUUGUUGGACAAGGUGCCGACCGGCGAGACCCAAAUAGAAUCACUCCAGAAGCAGCAGGAGUAUCUUCUGACCGAUUGCGAAGAGGCGCUGGCCGUCUCGAUUCGCAUGGAACACGCCGCAAACGCGCAACGAAUCGCCAAUCUGCGAGCUGGUCUCGAAACCUGGAGAGACUUCGUUCAGAGGGUGCAGAAGCUCUACGAGGAACACAUCGAGCAAUCCAACACCGUCACGACGAUCUUUCAAGAGAUCAGUCAGGCGCUGAGUGCGGCCUUCCACGCGAGACCGGUGAACCUGUUUAAGACGAAGGAGCAAUUGGAUUCGCUUCAGCAUUUGAAGAGUCGUCUGACCGACGCACAACGCAACCUCGAGUCCCUCGGUGUCAUCACGGAACAGUUAAGGGAAUGUCUAAGUCCGAGCGACAUGAAGACCUUAAAUCAGCACGAUGCACUUCUGUCGCAACAAUACGGCGAUCUCGAAUAUCAAUUGGCGCUGUUGCAGUACAGACUUACAGAACGUUGCAAUCUUCAUGGUCGAUGGGAGAACAGGCUGAACAAGUUGUUGACAUGGAUAGAGGACACGACGCUCCGAAUGCAGGAUCACAACGCAAUCGCACUGGACGAGCCUGAGGAAACGGUGAAGCGAUUGGCGAACGAGCUGCAGGCGGAGAUGAGCUUGAAGCAGCGCGAGCUCGAAUGGUUGCAAAAUACGGGGCAGGAGCUGAUGGAUAUCGCCGAAGAGACGGAGAAAGCGAAGCUCCAGCAAUCCCUGGUCGAAGUUAAUAAAAAAUGGAAUUACCUGAUGGUCGAUGGUAAAGCAAGAGCCAGCAAGCUGGUUGAUUUGAUACAAACUAUGAACUCGUUGCUGAAGAGGAUCGUCGAUCUCCGAACUUGGUUGACGGGUAUCGAGGGUCAAUUAUCGGAGACCCUGAUAAUAGAGAAACCCUUGCAGAAGAGCAUUGAUAAAAAGCUCGAAGAUUACAAUUACCUGAAGAUCACCAUCGAGGCCGAGAGCGGUAACAUCAGUCAAGUGUUGAAUCUAUGCGAGAUCCUGCUGAACGAUUGCGACACAUGGAAAGCUUCCUUUAACACAGAUGCGAUAAAGAAUGGUAUGAAUUAUCUGGAAAGACGAUGGAAAACCGUAUGCAUCAAGUCCACCGAGCGCAAGAAGAGGAUCGUGAUGAUUGGGAAAUUGCUGCAGGAACUAGACAAAACUAAACACGAGUACGAACCAUGGCUAUCCAAAACGGAGAAGUCUCUGUCGGAGCUGGAGAAAGAUCUGACCGAGAUCUCAAAAGAGGAAUCGGAAAAAUUAAUGGAGAAGGCUAAAUUGAUCGCCAAAGAUAUCGAGGCUCAUCGAAAAGCCUUGAAAGUCCUCGAGCAGACAUUCGGACGUUUGGCCAAGUCCGGACUGGAUCCCGAUAACUUCAGAUCGCUCACGAGCGAGACGCGGGGGAUGAUCGACAGGUGGUUGGCCGUCGGAAUGAAGAUCAACGCGAUCAUCCCAAGCCUCCAGCAGGAACAGAAGACUUAUCGCGAGUUUGUGUUUGUUCAUGGCGCCGCGGUAGUAGGCCUCACACAGGUAGACGUACGCUUGACGCAGAUGCAACACCUGGCUACGCCUGAACAAAAGUCAUCCCUACGACGGAGACAUCAGCAGUUGAGGGAAAUCGAGGAAGAGCUCGACACGCAAAACGUCACCCUGCAAAAGGCGGACGAGCUGGCGUUGAGGGUCAUGCAGGAAAGCAAUUCCGAUGACGUGGCCGCGAUUCAGCUACUGGUGGACGAGUAUCAGUUUUUGUGGCGGGAUAUCAAAGAGCGGGUAGACAUGUUAAAAUUGGAUCUGGAGAUGCAAGAGAGAUCGGAGGUCGACGAAGCGGUUCAAGUGGAGACCUUGAAAUUCGAGCAGGAUACCGCGGUUCAAGUGGACACUCUACCGAGACUUAUCAAAAUGACCUCGUGUGACGCUUAUCUGAUAGAACUAGAAGCGGCUUUGAAUGAAUGUAGCAACGCCUUAAACACUCUGGAAGCGGCAGUGACGCCCGAUCCCGUUUCCGGUCCUGGACUCAACGCAGCUGCUAAAACUAUCGCUAAACUGAUCGGAAGUUGCCAGUCUUCAAUAGAACUGAUACGCCACUUUCACACUCUGCUCAUGGAAGAUGGCAAGCUGAGUUUAGGAGUUGCUAAGAGUAGCGAAGUGACAGCACUAACAGCUCGAUACGACACACUUAUUGCAUUAGCAAGAACACGUGAACAACAAAUUAGAGAACUCAGAUCGCCCAUCACCGAUGCUUAUGCUUUUCCAUGUGAUCACGAUAAUGGCAGAUUGAUCUGCCCACUGUGUUCUCGCCGCAACUGGGCUCAACUGGACAACGACUUCUGGCGUCUGGAUAAGUGGUUGGAGUUCGCCGAAGGUACCCAAAGUGAGCAGCACUCGCCACCGAACGACAUAGAACAACUGGAGGACGUGAUUCACGAUCAUCGGGAAUUCCUGCUUAAUCUCGACAGCCACAGGAGUAUCGUGACGAGCCUGAACAUAGUCGGAGCUCACCUGGCUGAUCACACCGAGGACAUGGAACGCGCGCGGGAGCUUCGCGAUCGAUUGACGGUGGCGAACAACAGAUGGGAAAAGAUCUGUGCAGCUGCCACCAAGUGGCAAGAACAGCUGCGACACGCUUUCGUAACAAAUCAUCAGUUUUAUCGUAUCGUGGAGGAGUUGCUGGCUUGGCUGGAGCGCACCGAAGUCAGCAUUCGGGCCAGCGAACCCAUAGAUUUGACCGAGUCCGUCAACGUUAUAGAAGCAAAAUAUAACAAAUUUAGGGAAUUGCGAAAUGAUCUCGAACGUUGUGAGCCGCGAGUGAUAUCGUUGCAAGAGGCGACUAAUCAUCUUUUGGAUGAAGAGACGGAAACUAGGAUACGUUUACGAGAACUAAGAUUGAGAUUGCAGUCGUUGAAAAGACUAACCGGAAUCUAUACCCUUAAAUUGGGAACUGCACUCGGGCUGGACCCGCAAGAUGUUGGUCUCGCCGCUACGUCAACAUCUCUGGCAUCCCUUUCACAUGAUCUACUCGACGAAGCUGCCUCUGGAACUGAUCAGCCUCACACUACCAGCACAAAUGCUGACGAGAGCAACCGGACCGUACUGGUGCGUGGAUAUCGCUUCCUAGGAAGAGUCAUACGAGUUUCUCUACCGAUACAAGCUCUAAUGCUACUAUUGCUCGGCAUCGCGUCCCUGGUACCAUCCGCAGAAGAGGAUUACAGCUGUAUGCUCUCCAAUAAUCUCGCCAGGAGCUUCACGCCGAUCGCCUUUUAUCCCAAUGGACCGCCACCGGUAUAACAAUAAUUAGCAAUGUGUACUUAUUUCCGUGUUUGCGUGAUUUCAAAUUCAAGCCAAAUAUGCAAAGAAUAACGAAAAAAAUGUUUCUUUACUUUCCCUCAAUUAUUAAAGGGUAUAAAAGAUGAAAUUUGUACUAUUCUCUAAGUUCCCAAGUAGCAAACUGACGUCAUCGACUUCAAAGGGACGUCAUCGACAUCAAAGUGACGUCAUUUGACGUCAAAAUGACGUACGUUUGCUAUCUGGGUUUAUCUUCUUAAUACAAUUGUAAAGAAUAUAUAAGAGAGCAGAAAGAAUAAAGGUGUAUAAUAUA